This is a messenger RNA of Pseudoliparis swirei, 3706 nucleotides long. It is a transcript of the gene tbx4, whose product is annotated as T-box transcription factor 4. NCBI's taxonomy places the organism in Eukaryota, Metazoa, Chordata, Actinopteri, Perciformes, Liparidae. Gene Ontology annotation, molecular function: RNA polymerase II cis-regulatory region sequence-specific DNA binding; DNA-binding transcription factor activity, RNA polymerase II-specific. Gene Ontology annotation, cellular component: nucleus. The coding region runs from base 507 to 2141 and encodes 544 amino acids. The transcript is spliced from 8 exons. Gene Ontology annotation, biological process: angiogenesis; cell fate specification; positive regulation of DNA-templated transcription. The record is from RefSeq and is a predicted model, not a curated record.
UUUCACUGAGCGGGGGGAAAUGUGCUAAUGAUAAAACACUGAAUGAUGUCAGUAAAAAUGGGAAAAAAGAAAAGAAAAUACAAAGAAAGCGCCUAAAUACGAUUUUUCACAGGUAAAUCAACAUCAUAAUUCCUUUCAACCCUGCUGAUACCAUACUUUUUAGGGAAAUAUUUUUUAUAUUCUUUUAUUUUUUUAUGACAUGAGUUACAUAAUUUAGAAUUUUAUCUGUAUUCCUCAUAAAAACACAUUUCCUGGCAUGUAGUAUUUUGUAAUCUAAUAGCUCAUGCAUACACUCCUGGCCCGAGGCCAACAGCCCCUCGCUCAUUGCGAGAGGGCAGCAGCAUCGAGUCUUCGGCCAGACUGGCGGUGUGUUUGAGCCUGGCAGUGACUAAUGGUGCAGGGUCUAUGAUAGUCUUGGAUUCAGAGUCGACAUCACAUCUCCUCUCUGCUUUCACGGAUACUCACUGAGAACUCUGACAGCUGAGUAUUUGUCUGAUCCCUCAGAGAUGCUGCAGGAGAAGCUUUCAGCUGUGACGGAUCCAGUCCGGGUCCAGUCCGGUGGGGAGACGGAUCUCCUUCCAGACCAGUCCCGACUGGGCCUCUCCACAGCUCCCAGCAUUCCCAGCUCCAGUGAGCCCGACCAGAACAUUGAGAACAUUAAGGUUGCUCUUCAUGAGAGGGAGCUGUGGAAGAAGUUCCAUGAGGCCGGCACAGAGAUGAUCAUUACCAAAGCAGGCAGGAGGAUGUUCCCCAGCUACAAGGUUAAAGUAACUGGGAUGAACCCCAAAACCAAAUACAUCCUACUGAUUGACAUUGUCCCAGCUGAUGACCAUCGCUACAAGUUCUGUGAGAACAAGUGGAUGGUGGCUGGCAAAGCCGAGCCAGCAAUGCCAGGCAGACUCUAUGUGCACCCUGAUUCCCCCGCCACAGGAGCUCACUGGAUGAGGCAACUGGUGUCGUUUCAGAAGCUCAAGCUAACAAACAAUCACCUGGACCCUUUUGGGCAUAUCAUCCUGAACUCUAUGCACAAGUACCAGCCCAGACUACACAUCGUCAAAGCCGAUGAAAACAACGCCUUUGGAUCCAAGAACACCGCCUACUGUACUCAUGCCUUUCACGAGACAGCCUUCAUCUCUGUAACCUCUUAUCAAAACCACAAGAUCACUCAGCUAAAGAUAGAAAACAAUCCAUUUGCCAAAGGAUUCCGGGGUAGUGAAGAAGGAGAUCUACGCGUUUCAAGACUACAGGGGAAAGAUUAUCCAGUGAUUUCAAAGAACAUGGUUCGCCAGAGGCUCAUCUCCUCGCACAGCCACCUAGCAGGGAAGCUCGGAGCAGGAGUUCUCACAGGGCACCCUCAAGUCCUGUCCUCUUAUCAGUAUGAGACUGGGGUUCCUCUGUCAAACUCAGACCCCCAAGAUCCUAUCUCAAACCACUUUCCUCAGAGCAGAGAUCCCAGCCUUCUGUACCACUGCUUCAAACACAGAGAUACUACCCGACACCUAGAGCUUGGAUGUAAGCGGCCAUAUCUGGAGUCAUCAUCUGUGGUCUCAGAGGAGCAUUACCUUCGUUCAGCUACAUCUUAUGAGUCGCCCCUGAUGUCUCAUCCGUACUGCACUGAGGCAAUCACCUCUAGAGAAGCUUGUAUGUACGGUAGUAUUGAGACAGAGUCUGGAUCAGGGAUCGGGGACACAGAUGACCUGACCAACUCCUCUUCAAUAAAUUGCAACAUGUGGGCUACAAUGCAGCCCUACCCUCGCUAUAGCGUGGAGGCUGUCCCAUACCAGCCUUUCACUGCUCACUUCACCAACGCUGCCACGGUCACACAGGUUGUACCGCACCCCACAUCCUCCAUGGCGUCUCGACCACAGGCUGACGUGGGAGUCUACAACUCAGCUCCGGUUCAGCGAGGUCUGCCCAUUAUACCUCCUUCAUCCUCCUCUUCAUCCUGCUCUCCAGCUGUUUCUGGAUCCAGAGAAAGGUCAGGCCAUCCACCUCUGUACCACAAGAAACCAGGGUCCCCACUCCGGCCUCACAGAGAUUUCUCAGCCUAUUCCACACAAGGCACUAUAUCUAUCCGGGACCCAUCCUAUCAGUACCAAGUGGGGCUGAGUAGCGCUGGGACUCACUGGACUGACGGCUAACAUGGACCACUAGACUAGAGGAACCAGUUUUGUCCAAUGUACAAGUUAAUAAAGGUUCAACACCCCACUGUGGGCUGCUGGUGCCAAGCAGUGAUAAUGAACCACAGCCAUGCUCAUUGCCAAAGCCAUUCUUAUCCCUGAAGCACUGUGGCCACCCUCUUUACUUCUGCAUAUUGUAGCAAAUGUGUAGAUCAGGUGGUUUUUCAACACUCCAGUGCAGCAGUUCAAAGUCUGACAGUGACUUGUAACAACAACUAUCCAAGAAGUGUUCGCUACCUAACCUGAAGUCAAAAUUAGGAUCAUUUUUCAGACUAUACUAUAGAUGAGAAAAAAUCAACAAUUUGUGUGCUUGCCCUGGAAUAGAAUGAGAGGCCUAGAUGUGUGUACAUCUAACUGAGCACUGAUGAAACAGUUCUUGUAGAGCGCCACCUAGCUACAGCAUGCUGAAUGAAUAAGGAUGCUGUUAUUCUAUGUUUUUCUUUUUGUCCAACAAAUCCAAUGAGAAGUCCAGGGUGGGCUAAGCACAGCAUAUGAGUGCAGUACAGCCAUCAGCUAGCCACAGGCCCACUCCCUGCUAUGCAGCGCUUGGUACUUCCAUUGUGGGGGAGGAUGAGAUCAGAGCCUCAACGACAAAUAAGCAAAUAUCAACACACUAUGUAUUCUUCAUCUGUGCAUCAGUGUUGCUUAUUGAUAUGAAAGAUCAAUACAUUGGUGGUUUGGGUAUUUUCAUGGAUUUUGUUGACAAUAAGAAAAAGAUACGCCACCAGCCUUGUGAAGUAGGCGGAGCUCUGGGUUGAUGUCCAAAAUGAGAUGUGCUAAUCCUUAAUGUAUAAGGUAAAUGUGCAUUGAGUCCAAGUGGAUUGAUCAUAUCAGAAUAUAACAGACAGAAAAGUGCAUACACUAAGAAUCUGAUAAUGAAGCAAUUUUAUAUAAUGUGUGUUUGUUAAAUGCAAAAUUAAGCUUGCAAUAGUGUUUUUCUUUUUCCAUAUCAAAUUUACAUACUUUAAAACUUUUGUCAGUUCAAAGUUAAAUGAGUCUUUGAGUAAGAAAAGCAAGUUGAAGAUGCACUAAAAGAACGUCCAUCAUGAGAGUUGUUAGUGUAAAGGUCUCAUUCAUGUACCUUGUACAGGUCUAUGCUAGUUGCGUGAUACUUAUGACUAAGCCAUACUCCUUGUGGUUGUUUGUCAAGGGUCCAAACUCAUGACUCCAAACUAUAUUUUAGGGAAACGGGACAGCAACCAGAUGAAGGCUUAAAGAAUCGUUGUUAAGCCAUGGUGAGUACUGGAAAAGAGAACUGCACACAAAUUCCACUCCCAAAGGAGUUACUUGGAAAGAAAUCCUGUAAGGCUGCAAGAAAAAAACAGCUUGAGUCGGCAGGAAAGCUGAAAGAAAAGGCUCUGUGUAGCGUUGCAUUAGGUAGAGCUACAACUUGCAUUGCCAGGGAUAGAGAACCUGUAUGAUAUGAUGGUGAUCCCUUGUGCAUUGCCCCUUUAUUUCACGUUUCAUUCUAAUAUUUCUGAUUAUAUUGACAUUUUUGCACACCUGAUGAAUAAACAUUUUCAUAC